Armigeres subalbatus is the source of this 4744-nucleotide messenger RNA. RefSeq names its product homeobox protein extradenticle (gene exd). Gene Ontology annotation, biological process: neuron development; embryonic organ development; animal organ morphogenesis. Gene Ontology annotation, molecular function: RNA polymerase II cis-regulatory region sequence-specific DNA binding; DNA-binding transcription factor activity, RNA polymerase II-specific. The transcript has 8 exons. Bases 749 to 1858 code for a protein of 369 amino acids. Lineage: Eukaryota; Metazoa; Arthropoda; Insecta; Diptera; Culicidae. The record is from RefSeq and is a predicted model, not a curated record. Gene Ontology annotation, cellular component: nucleus.
ACACAGACGGCCCUGGGUUGCACAUAGUCGGCCAGUGCCAGUGGCAGCAGAAGCAGUAGCCCGCAGAACGAGAGAGAGAGAGUAAGCAUAAUAUCGAAGUGAAGAAGAGUGUACGGAGUCGAAAAAUCUUUUGUGUGUUUUGCGUCGGCCAUUAAAGCACUCCUCUGGCUGCUCGUCGUCGGGUCGAACUCGCUGUACUGUGUGUGUCCCCAGCGCCAUUCAGCAUCAGCUAACCAGCAGCUCGGUUUUCGGCGAUGAGGAAAAUUAAAUUCAUUCGCUGAAAUCCGUAUUUUUAUCGCGUUUUGUUACGGGAAUCGUGUAUACGCAGAUGUAAACUAUAAUAGCUUAGUGUUUUCGGUAAGGUUGAAGUUCAACGUCGUAUACGUAAAAUAUUAGGAUUUUAAGAGACGGUUCAGAACGGAGGCGAAGCAGCAGAAACAGCAGAAGGAGAUUUUUUCGGCUCCGGAUCGAAGAAAAAUCUUGUAAAUUGAAGUAGUAGUGUCCCAAGCAGCAAUAAGCAGCAGGAAAAGAAGAGGAAGUGUUUGUUUCCUUCGACGAGUGUUCUAGUGUAUUUUGUGUGUAGUGUAUGACAGGAGAAAAAAGAGAGGUGUCAAUAUAUUUUUAAAUCCAUUGAUAAUAUUUGGUGGUGAAGAGUUCGACGGAUUGUGUUUAUGAACUGCUAAAGGCAGUUUCAUACCUUUCGGUGCUUCGUCAGAUCGGCUGGGAGUACAUACAGAUAGAAGAUUAAAUGGAGGAUCCCAACCGAAUGAUGAGCCACGGUGGCUUGAUGCCACCGAACUACGGCAUGCCGACGAACGAUGGCCAAACGGUAGAUAACGACCCCCGCAAGCAGGACAUCGGCGAAAUCCUCCAACAGAUCAUGAACAUCACGGACCAAUCGCUGGACGAGGCCCAAGCACGAAAGCACACACUCAACUGCCACAGGAUGAAGCCGGUCCUGUUUGCGGUGCUGUGCGAGAUCAAAGAGAAAACAGGUAUGUAUUCUGUCCUGUCGCUGAGGAACACCCAGGAGGAGGAACCCCCAGAUCCGCAGCUGAUGCGCCUGGACAACAUGCUGAUCGCGGAAGGAGUGGCCGGUCCGGAGAAGGGCGGCGGAGCAGGUGCGCCGAGCGACUUCAUGUCCCAGUCGGAUCUGCCCGGGCAGGACAACGCCAUCGAACACUCGGACUACCGGAACAAGCUGGCACAAAUCCGCCAGAUUUACCACCAGGAGCUGGAGAAGUACGAACAAGCCUGCAGUGAGUUCACCACGCACGUUAUGAACCUACUUCGCGAGCAGAGCCGUACCAGACCCAUCACACCGAAGGAGAUCGAGCGGAUGGUGCAGAUCAUUCACCGGAAAUUCAGCUCCAUCCAGAUGCAGCUCAAACAGUCCACCUGCGAAGCCGUGAUGAUCUUGAGAUCCCGCUUCCUAGAUGCCCGACGGAAGAGACGCAACUUCAGCAAACAGGCAUCCGAAAUCCUAAACGAGUACUUCUACAGCCACCUCAGCAAUCCGUACCCCUCCGAAGAAGCCAAGGAGGAAUUGGCCAGAAAAUGUGGCAUCACUGUCUCCCAAGUGUCGAACUGGUUCGGCAACAAGCGCAUCCGCUACAAGAAGAACAUCGGCAAGGCCCAAGAGGAGGCGAAUCUGUACGCCGCCAAGAAGGCCGCCGGUGCCUCACCGUACUCCAUGGGUGGCCCGCCAAGUGGAGCGGCCACCCCGAUGAUGUCGCCCGCUCCCGCCCAGGACUCGAUGGGUUACUCGCUUGGGUCCGGUGGAUACGACCAGCAGCAGGCGUACGACGGCAGCAUGGGCUACGACCCGAUGGGGGGCCACCAGGACCUGAGUCCUUGAGAUGCGGAGUACUAGAGCGCAACAGAUUGGGCGCGGUAUAGUGAAGUUUAGUAAGUUAGAGUGAGUCCUAAACGAUGAUGAGAGUGCGUACGAAUAUGAUAAUGGAUAAGAUGAUAAGCACCGCUAUUCGCCCUCCUUCUGACUGGUGGAUUGAAUGCAGUGUAGGCAACUUAUAGAAGUUAUCUAGUUUAGUUCAAAUUCGGGCCAGAGCGAGAUAGGAAUCAUGGGUUUAGUGAUAUAAACCUGUAGGGCUCAGGAUCACGAAUGAGAUAAAAAAUUAUGUGUUUUAAUUUGAAACUCAAAAUUGAGUUAGUUUUACGUAAUUCUUAUGAUGAUUAUUUAAAAAAGCAUUAUUUAAACUUUAUCUCAUGCGAAAACGUUUACCAUUUGCACCAACCAGGUAAUUAGAUAAUCCAAUCAUUCUUCAUGCAAGUAAGAUGACGAAUGGAUGCAUUGACUGCUUCGUUCGUUGGUGAAUACGUACAAUUAUGUCCAGAAGUUGAUUCUGAUGGUCAUCCUAUCUCCCCUUGCUCUACGGAUUAGUGAAAUUAUACAUAAAUCAACGCUGCAAUAAUUUUAGUUAUUUACACUAGGAUGAGCGCAUUUCUAUCCUACUUUUACAAACAUCCGCCCAGAUGCCGAGAGCAGCGUUUUGUUUAUAUUUAGUGAGAGCGCGUACAUAUAUUAAUGCCUAAACAAAUCACUAUUCGGUGUUUGCGUUCGACUCGAGAUUGAUUGAUUUGCGUGUUUUGGUUUGGGCAUUUUACUACACUAUCGCAAUACAUCACAAAACUAUACCCUACUUUGAUUUCUGAUUCCCGGUGUGUUUUCUUCUCCGUAACGGAUUCUUCUGAUUGACCUACACAAAAUCCACUAACACGAAUUAGUAAGAAAGCAAGCAACGUAAUGAAUACUUCAAUUCUACCGAUAGCGGAUAGGUAAAAAAAAAACUAUUGUGUAUACCAUUAGACGAUAGGGAAAAAGAGAAUCACAAACGAUACUAUUAAUUUAAGUCUCACGAUCCAACGCAAUGAUCCGGCUCUCAGCCGGCAAUGGAAAGAAAACAUCCAUCAUUUUCCAAGUUGGCCAUCAACGUGGUCCUGAUGAAACUCAUUCGCGGACAAUCCCGAAUGAGGCCACACUCAUAUAAAUAUACGUAAAUUAAAUUAAUGCAAAGUUAGUGCAACCAGAAGAUUAUGCGACAAAAUUAUUUUCUUUUCCUAGCAAAGAUUGGAACAAAUCCAAACAAAGCUAUUUUUAGAGUAGGCGCAUUUGGAGCAUUUUCAUUUCUUCCAAUUUGAGAAUGAGAAAUCUGUAGACGAAUAGACAACAAACUAACAUACUCUUCAAUUCACAUUAGAAAUGAAAACAAACCAACACGAGAAAACACACACAAGUAUACAAUCUUCAAAGUUUUUAAAAACUUUUCGAAACGAUCAAAAUGAAGGAAGAAAUUGAAACCCAGUUAUACGAUUCGCUAUACCAAAAUAGGCUCUAUCCCCGCCAGAAAGGAUUUGUACUUAAAGUUAAAGACACACAACAAGAAUAACUAGCAACCCUGUCAUUUACACUCAACAUAAAGAAACAGCAUACGUUUGUGUACGUGUGAUGGAUGUUGCGCAAUAUGCAGCAAACCUUAAAUCUGACAAACAAUACACAACCAGACACGCUGAGAACAAAAGAAAAAAUAUUGACAAUAUGUGCAAGCGAAUGGCAAAAUGCUAAACGAAAAAAAAAGGACUGGACUAUUCUGCAGUCUAAAUCGUUCGUUGUGGCAACUUGGCACGAUUGACUGUGGCAAUAGUGGCCCUGGAAAAAAACCUGUAUGAAAUUUUAGAGAAUGCGAGUUGAUGAAACAAAAAAUUAAGUGAACAAAUCAUUUGUAUACGAUAUAAUAAUAAUGAAAACAAAAACUAUUGAUUAAUGAAAAGGUUUGAAAAUAUACUAUUUAAAGCUACCAAUUAUUAAUGAACAAAAAAAUAUUUUCCAAUCAUUUUAUUAGAAAAAUUCAGUUUCGAAAAAUUGUAAAAGAUUGAGAGAUAACCCAAAAUUAAAGUAAUAUCUAGUGGCUUCUUACCGUUAAGAUGUGGCUGAUGAACCGAUGACGAUUGCAGCAUUUGAUCAGGUUUUACUUUGCCUACCUUCCCGGAUCGAAAAUUCUGGCAGCACUUCUAGUUCUGUAGAAAAAAAAGCGUGCUUCUCAGGAAAUCCCCAAAAGAAUUUCGAUCAGUGGUAGUCCAUAUACUCCAUUUCAUCUAUCAUUAGCAAACAAGCAACACAAUUUUUUAUUCACAUAUUGUCACUUACUUACAAGUUUCGCCUAUGUUUUUAUGGUUGUAAUUUUGAUAACAAAAUUGGUUGUGUAUUUUGAAGUCUGUUUCUGGGUUCAUUUGAUUUUCUUUUGGCAUUAUUUUGUAUAUUUUUCUGGACAUAGUGCUCGUGUUGUCACUUUUUGGUCAAUACCACUGCAAUUGAUAUCCACUUUAUUUAAGUUAGCCAGUACUGCAGCAGUGUUGAUGCAAUAUUUCCUUUCAUACUGUAAGCAUUUAACUGAUUGGGUACAAUUUUGUUUUCCGGCACCAUCCACACGCAAAUAGAAGAAAACAGCUUAGAACAAAAAGGUAUCUCUUGAGAAAAUUGAGGAAAAAAGGAAGAAACGAAAGUAUGUAUACGAAAACGAUUUAAAAAUCUAUUAAAUCUAUUAAAUUUAAAUUUUAUGUGUACUUAAUUAUAAAUAACUGACAAAAGAAAUAAAACAGCAACAACAAAAAAUAACAAAUGUGAAAACGAAGAAAGAAGUGAAAACCUACAUUAAUAAUUAACACUAGUAAAGAUAUGAAGUAAUAUGAUGAAGUAUAAGAAAAAAGUACAUAAAAGGAAGAACAA